Dendronephthya gigantea is the source of this 3690-nucleotide messenger RNA. Its product is annotated as sperm receptor for egg jelly-like. The transcript has 16 exons. The record is from RefSeq and is a predicted model, not a curated record. Bases 1 to 3690 code for a protein of 1229 amino acids. NCBI's taxonomy places the organism in Eukaryota, Metazoa, Cnidaria, Anthozoa, Malacalcyonacea, Nephtheidae.
AUGACUUCAGGUGUGAAUGUGAGUGUGAAUGUAACGUAUAACAGUAUCCCAUGCUGCAGUGCGGGACCACUCACAAACUCCACCGGCGAAUGCGAUUGUCUUAUUACGGAUCCAAACCUUUUUGAUCCUGACGGUGUGGUGAACAUCUCCGUGACAACCUGGAACCGAAUUUCUGGUCCGCUAACAGAAUCAGUUGAUGUCGAGGUAUUAAAGAAAGUCAAAGAUGCUAAUUUCACGAUACUGACAACGUACUCUCAAUUUGGCUCAGGAGUUGAGGGAGCAGGACCGGAACGGAAUAUAUUUCCUGCAGAAUAUCCAGUAGAAUUCAAUGGUUCGUACUCAGGAGGGCCAGCCACUCUGCAAUGGUCGUUUUCAUGCUCUGAGGAAACAAUUCCUGCAGAAACCGAACAGGCUUUUCAGAAGACAUUUUCCUCAGCAGUUAGCCAGGAGUGCGCUUUUGAAAUGAAGCUGACGAACAGUAUCUCUAACACAACUGUCGUUCGUGAAUUUAAAUUGUAUGAAAGCGUGAAGUUAAAGGACUUGUCGAACAAUGGACCUGGUAAAAUGAACCAAACUAUAAGAUUCACUAUUGAAUUUGAAAAACUCGGCACUCAGACAUGUUUGUGGGUCGACAUGGGAGACAAUAGUCCUCUACGAGUAUUUGGUAGCAGCAAUUCCUGUCCUGACUCGCUUGAUGUCGACUCAAUUAAUCCGCAUAUAGCGGUGGAACCUCGUACCCUGUUUACCUCCUUGUACGCUGUUUACACUCAGAGCAUCGUCAUUGAUCAUAUUUAUUCACAAGUUGGCGACUAUGACGUUCGAUUGUACGCGUCAAAUGCUGUUUCCUCGGUCUCCCGUGAAACGGUAGCUGCAGUGCUGCCCUUUGUAUGCAAGUACCCAAACGUCACCAUCAAAGGUUUGUCUCCGAAUUCUUCCAAUGCUUUGAAUGCCCCUCAAGUCUAUCGUUCUGAUAUUCUUAGCCUGUUUACGGAAAACGAAGUAUUUUGUGAAAUCACAGAACAAACUAAGACAAGUUGGACACUUUUAAAACUCGAGGAUGAUCCACGCACAACUCCGAGCGACGUUCUUGUCGCAGACAUGAGGAAGACUCUGUUUCAUACGGUAAACGAUACCUCGGCACUUCAGCUUGCUCGGAGAUUUUUACCUUACGGCUAUUACGAGAUUCGCGCCCGUGUGGAGAUGAGAGGUGUCCCAGGCGUGUUUGGAAUAGAUUCGACCAUUAUUCAGGUUGUGCAGACCCCGUGGAUCCAGGCCGCUGUGAAUGAUGGGUCUUUUCAUACCGUGAUAUUUGGAUUUUUGGGAACUUUGGAUAGUUCGGCGUCAGUAGAUCCUGAUUUUGACAGUACCGAUGGAAUGAACUUCGUCUGGUAUUGUAAAGAUAUUGAUGACGAUGCUGAGUUCAACCAGGCAACUCUCACUCAGGAACCUGUCGUUUCUGAUCGUGAUGUUGUUGGAUCGCAAGACGCUAGUGCGAAUGCAUCUGGGUGUUUUGGCUCUGGUCGUGGACGCAUCGAUACUUCCAAUUCCACUCUCAUCCUGGACACAAAUGUGAUGAUUGAAGGCAAAGCAUACGAAAUUUUAUUGGUAGUAUCGACAACACACCCAGAAUUUGGUCAACGUAAAGCAAUGACCACCAUCUACCUUCAGGUCGCUUUGGGAUUCCCUCCUGUACUCGCAACUAUAUGUUCAAGGAAUUGCGAGUCAAAACUUCGUCCAGAUGAAAAAACCAUAUUGUUGUCGAAAUGCAGCAGGUUCUGCGCCGGAGAGUUGACAUUUAGUUGGUCGUUGUAUCUUUACGACAAUAUCAACCAACAUGAACCGUUCAAUCUCUCAUCAUUGACUGAGGUACCCGAAGCUGACUUUCAAAAUAUGGCGAUGAAUCCAGUUGAUGAGUUAGAAAUUGGUAUUAAGCCUGAUUCGCUGCAAGUUGGUAAGAAGUACACAAUUGCAUUUCGAGCGACUCGUGUGAGCGGAGUUUAUGGCGAAUGCAGAACUACCGUGAUUGUUAAUACACCCCCGGCUGGCGGCCGAUGCAGUGUAUCUCCAUUGUCCGGUGUCGCUUUAUCGACCAACUUCACAUUCAGAUGCGAAAAUUGGACAGAUACCGAUUCGCCUCUGGUUUACGAGGUCUCCUAUGUACGUAGUGAAAGCAAAACAAUGCUAUUCCACCGUUCGCACCCUCCCGGUGCAAAUAUUAGCGUCACUGAUUGGCUGGUGGUGGGGGAUAAGAACAAGAAUUAUUCGUUAACUGUGGAAUUCACUGUUAAAGAUACCGUCGGAUCAAAAACUGUUCAGCAUGUUGACAUUCAGGUUCUACCCAACAAUGUUGUGGAUACAAAUCAAAUUUCUGGUCGUUUGGAUGAAUAUAUUGCAAGUGGUGAUUCUGAAGGAUUUCUAAGGAUGGCCUCCACCUUCGCUUCCACUUUCAAUGACGACCCUGACAGUGGAGAUGAAAAUAGCACUGGAUUGAGCCCAGAAAAACAAGAACAGGAGAAAAAGCUCUUAGAGCAUGUCCUAACAUCCCUCUCUGGAAUGAAACCAAAAGAUGUGUCUGGGGUGAUGCAGUUCAGCGGUUCUCUUGCUCAAUUGGCAGCCAAUCCAGAUAAGCUAACUUCAAAAGCAAAGGAUGCAACAUUUUCCAUGGCAGAUACAUUGACUGAUAGUUUAAAAGAUUUGUCCGACAAUGACAAGGGAUUUCGAUAUGUGAAAUCAGGAGCAAGCAACGUUUUAAAUGUUCUUGGUGGAAUGGUGUCUUCUGCUAGUGGCGGUUCUGGUAAUAUUUCAACAACAAUCAAGAACGAGACAGCGUCCGCAGUCAAUCGCACUGUUAAAGUUGUACGAAACCUGCAGUCAGUGGUGCUGGACAAUUUGGUCACAAACGAAGGUCCAGACACUAUUGACACAGAUACUUUGUCACUGCAAGUGGAAAAGAAGACCGGCACAACUCUUGGAAACACUGGAAAUGAACUGAAGGGAAGCCGUUUUAAACCUCCAUCUGGUUAUGCUUUCGGAAUAGGAGAAAUACUUUCAAAUCCAAACAAAACAUUUCUACAGAAGCAACCGGUGGAUAUCAAGAUUGUUUCGUUCAAACAAAAUCCCUUCAGUUGGGAUAACACCAGUUCAACAGUUUUAUCGAACGUUAUCGACAUUGUGGUUGAGUCGAAUCUGAACAUCUCUUCUUCUAACAUGAGUGAAGAUGUUUCCGUGACUAUCUUACGAGAUCUGUCCCUGUUUCCUGAAGAUUCCAGUUUCUUCAUGAAGCCUCGUGCAAUGAAUUUGACGGAAAAUUGGAAGGAAUAUCUCAAAUUUCAUUGCUUCACACGGAAAAGCAAUUACACGGCCAUGAAUUUUGAAAUCAAACCACAUCAUCUUGGGGUACAUUUAAAUGUGUAUUUAAAAAGAGGAGGUAGACCAAGUGUGGAAAAAGGAGAUUAUGAAUUCUCAUAUAAGUUGCCAGACUUUAGUAGUUGCAACGUGGGAAAUACCAGUGUCAAUAAAUCCAAGUCGGAUGAUUCAGAUCCUGUUCAUAUUGACAUAAAUGACUGUUCAACACAUCCUUACACAGUGUUUGUAUCGAACCUGGAUUUUAACGGAACAGGGGAAUAUUGCUUUGGUAAGAUAUUUGAUAAAUAUCUUGUCCCCAUUUCCAUGGGGAUCCGUAUUCGGUAA